UUGACAUGUUCCAUGACAACGCGCCACACACGGUUGUUGGAAGUUCAUAACAUGGGUUAAAUUCUGCAUACAGUUCUGAUCUUGGCAAAACAUUCCCUUGGUCAAUCGUCGGCGAUGGCAGAACGAGCUCUGAUACCAAAUCCAGAAGAUGAAAUACCGUUUUCAAAUGCACCGAACGAUUUGCGGUUCCCUAAGGACAGUAAAUGGGCGUGGAUUGUCUGUGUAUGUUCUUGGAUGACUCAAGUCCUGAUUUUGGGUAUACUGCACGCAUUUGGGGUUUUCUUUGUUGAGUUCAUUGAAGACUUCAAGACAACAAAAGGAACGGCAGCAUGGGUAGGAUCUGUGGCCUAUGGUCUGUCCAUGGCGGUUGGACCCUUCGUCAGCAUGCUGGUCGAGAAAUUCGGCCGAAGACCAGUGAUGAUGGCCGGGGGAACACUAUGCGCCGUCGCCAUCUUGUCCUCCUCCUUCGUCACCUCCUUCUCCACCCUCUUCUUCUCUUUCUCCGUUAUCUAUGGCAUUGGAGCUGGCAUGGCAAUUACCCCGACCAUGACGAUCGGGCAAGAAUACUUUGACAAGUACGCCAGUAUCUCAGUGGGCAUCAUGACAGCCGGAAGCUCCACAGGAACUCUCAUCACAGCUCCUCUAGCCCAGGCACUGGUCAGGUCCAUCGGUUGGAGGAACACCUUCAGGUUCUUCUCGGGAACGUGUACCCUGACUGUCCUCUGCAACAUCCUCAUCCGGCCGAUUAAUGGGAGACAGAAGACGCCGAUCCAGAAAAUCCGAGCGUCCCCUUUGAGGAGGCUGAUGGAGGAACUGAAGCUAUGGAAGAACAGGGUGUUUGUUGUGUGGACCGCUGCAGUCACCUGUGUCAUGUUCGGGUAUUACAUACCCUAUGUCCAUCUUGUAUCCUACGCAGUAGACAACGGUAUCUCACAAGAACAGGGUUCCAUGUUGGUCAUGAUCCUGGGAGCAGUCACGGCAACCGGCAGGAUUCUGUUCGGCAAGAUCGUCCAAUAUGGCUUCCUCGACCGCGUGCACAUGCAUCAGCUUUCUAUGGUGAUAACUGGUGCGGGGACAAUGUUGCUGCCGCUGAUCACGUCGUUUGGAGGCCUGGCUGCCUACGUGAUCGUUAUCGGCCUCGUAGACGGUUGCUACGUCGUUCUGCUGCCGCUGUUGACGUGUUCACUGGUGGGCUCUGACAAGGCAGUUUUGGCGUGGGGCUUUCUGAUUGGAACCUCAUCUAUCACAUUCACAUUAGGACCACCCGUUGCAGGUUUCAUGUACGAUGCGUUCGGCAGCUACAACGUCGCCUUCCACGUUGCCGGCAUCCCAGUUCUGGCCGGAGCUCUAAUCCUGUUCCUCAUCCCCUGGGCGCAGCGAACAUCCCAGUCCUCCAACAUCAUCAAGGUGAUCAGCAUGGCUCAAGUGCAGGAUCAAGAGGAGGAAUCCAUAGUCGACUUCACCACCCUGUCGAAGUGUAGCUCGGUGUUCGACGUUGAAGACAGCCCCCCUGCUCAAGCGAACGCCGUGUCCCUCAACGACCUUGACCUUGAUGCUCUGUACUUCAGUGACAUCAACCAGGUGACAGUGGUGCCCAAGUCACCAGGAGGUCGGCGGGCUCUGAGGGAGGUGGACUUUGCCCUGUCGGCUCUCCAUAAGAGUGACCAAGUUUUGUCCAAGAUGCUCGGAGGGGGGCGUAAAGGUCAUGUGCAACGUCGAGAAAUUCCAUCACAAUCUACCACCAUGCGCUCUCCAAGUAGCUCUGCCGCAAAGGGAAGUUUCCGAAAGAGCGAUGUCAUCAACAUAACGUCAAGCUCCCCAUCCAACAGAAGGACCAAGGCUAAUUCCAGGGACAGCUCAGACAAGGCGGAGAAGCGUUUUGAUGACGUAGGGGUUCAAGCCGAUCUCAUCUCAGUGGACAGUCAAAGAGUGUCACCUGCAUACUCAAGAAGAUCUGGGGUUGGUUCGGGCGCAUCCAUCAACCCAUUUAAUCCAACUGCAAGCGUUCUCUACCAAGCUAUUCUAGCCCUGGAGCACCAACAGCAGCUUCAGAACGCAUCUAACACAAUGUCUGAAAGCGGCAGGGCUUCCAUGACGAGUGGAAACCAACCCACGACUCCGCUUUUGGAAGAGUUUGUGAUGGAACAGCUGGAGCGAUUAAGGGACACGCUGAGAAGCCCGUCCAGACCAAGUGAGGAGGGAUGCCCACAGUCAACAAGUAGCUGGAUGCAGAGCAUUUCCGGAGAACAUCAGGAUCAAGCUGGGAGAUCAUCUUACUUGUCUGCUACAUCGUCCUCAAGAGGAAGCAACCAGUACGCUGGUGGUAACAAAGGCCAACAUUCCAUCAGAACAGAAGGGACACAGACGUGUCAGACUGAUGAAGAGGGAAGAAAAAGACCAACAUGCGUUUUAUCCCCUCACCAACAACGAUCCGCGACAUCUGCACAGGGAUCCUCAACAAAUACCACAAAUCAAGGGUUACGACAAGGAACAAGUCCUGUGGAUAUCCCGAGUACAUCUGCUGUUCCGAACGAAGAUCUGGAGGUGUUUUCAAUGGAUCCUCUGAGUCCGUAUGGAACCCCACCAAAAGACAUUCCGCGGAUUCCACCUCCGCCGCCACCACAAUCCCAGGUGGCAGAAUCAAUAGGUGUGCUGACCAUUCCCCCCAUACCUGAACUCUCCCCGAACAAGAUAGUCAACACUGAAGGUGGGUGUAUAUUCACAAUGGACCCCUUUGCUCCAGCAGCUGGGCCUUUGGCUUCAUCGCAACUCUACCAAAGGGACAACAUUACCUCUUCGCCUGCAGGUAAACAACCACCGCGAAACCCUUCUUCUGAAACGUUGAAAGUUGGUGACGGCUUUUUCAAAAUGGACGACUACCAUGGACCCUCAGCUUGUGCGUCAAGAUUAGAAGAAUCAAAUGAUGAGUUCCCUACGUCACAGCUGGAUGAUACUCUUGACGCAGCCGCUGACAACACUGGGACUAUUCAAACUGGUCGCUUCACCGUUGACACCGUCACACUGUCAAAUGAUGAUAUAAACGACUUCAUCCCCACUCUGCCGCCUCCACCUUCUGUCACGAGACCAAUUUGCGGGUCGGCAAAUCAAGAGGACUUUCAAGUGUACAGUUCCCACGCUAACGGGUUGGAUCAGUCAUGCAGUAACGGUCAAUAUAAAACUAAUCUUGACCUAGACCUUCAGUCGUUGGACCAGCAGGCAGCAAAAGACAUCGUUCAAGAAACUUCGAACAGUGCUGACAUAAUGUUUGACCUUGACCCUUUGACUCUCCCUGGCGAAACGUCAGCGACCACUGAGGAUGUUGUAAUUAUCUCCCCUGAUGACGUAAUGUUCGAUAUGGACCACAUUGACGCACCAGCUGACGGAUUCGAUCCAAAUGAAAUCGGUGACAAUGAAAGAGGCCUGGCAGUAGACAUAGCCCUUCUUCAAGGGAGACAAUCUGGGGGAUUCAAUGUACAAAAUUAACCAACAUUGUGGUAUUCUCACUGUAGUCUACCUGUCUGUCUCCACUAGAUACAUACAGACGCACAGGAAUAUGUACCAACAUAAUUAGCAGAAUAUCGGCUAAAAGUGGAAUUCCACAUAAUGUUUCAUGUAAAAAGACAAAAGCUGAUAAUUUGUGGUCAAAAUCAGGUGAAAAGAUGAAGGUGGCCCAUAACGUCUCUGGUGUCGCAAUGCAUCGACAGAGUUAAUUCCCUUAGGUGUUCCAGAAACUUGUGAUCGUGGGUUCGUAACCCAGAUACGUUCUGAUUAUGUUUCUAAAUUUGUCUAAAUGAGUUUCGUUUUACGCCGCUUAUAGCAAUAUUCUAGCAAUAUCACUGCGGGAAACACCAGAAAUGGGCUUCACAUAUUGCACACAUACCAAACUCAAUCAUAUAACAAUAACAACAUUUUGAAAUGUAUAUCACCUAUUACCAUCAGUAGCCAUGGCUCGCUUGUAUCAAUGCCAAAAAUGCUAUAUAAGAUGUUAGAUCAGUGUAGGGUGAGAUUUAUGAUUUAAAAAAAAGUGAUGUGAUUGUCUUUUUCCUUU
This is a messenger RNA of Haliotis rubra (blacklip abalone), 4048 nucleotides long. RefSeq lists its product as uncharacterized. Gene Ontology annotation, cellular component: membrane. The record is from RefSeq and is a predicted model, not a curated record. Lineage: Eukaryota; Metazoa; Mollusca; Gastropoda; Lepetellida; Haliotidae. Gene Ontology annotation, molecular function: transmembrane transporter activity. The transcript is spliced from 5 exons. Gene Ontology annotation, biological process: transmembrane transport. The coding region runs from base 115 to 3483 and encodes 1122 amino acids.